This is a messenger RNA of Cataglyphis hispanica, 1348 nucleotides long. RefSeq names its product odorant receptor 4-like. Gene Ontology annotation, cellular component: plasma membrane. The record is from RefSeq and is a predicted model, not a curated record. Bases 1 to 1209 code for a protein of 402 amino acids. NCBI's taxonomy places the organism in Eukaryota, Metazoa, Arthropoda, Insecta, Hymenoptera, Formicidae. The transcript has 10 exons. Gene Ontology annotation, biological process: sensory perception of smell; detection of chemical stimulus involved in sensory perception of smell. Gene Ontology annotation, molecular function: odorant binding; olfactory receptor activity.
AUGACUAACAUUUCCUCAAAGGGUAAAUCUAAUAUGGAAUCUAAUGUGGAUUACUAUUACGAUAUCAAUAGGAAAUUGUUGUCGUUGGCCGGUCAAUGGCCGUAUCAGAAACCAAAGGAGAAACGGUCCUUCUUGAUAUUGUUGCUUAUAUUUUUAAGUAACGUGAUAUUCACACAGGUAGCACAAUUUUGCAUAUGCGAAGACGCGCAGUGUAUUUAUCAAACUUUACCUCCACACAUGUUAGCAAUAAUGGUAUUAGUGAAAAUAUUUACAUUUUAUUUUAACAGACAAAAGAUUAAAGUUCUUACAGACCGCUUAUUCAUAGACUGGAAUAUGUUCGAGAAUGAAGAUGAACGUGAGAUUAUGAAAAAAUACGCUGAGACUGGCAGGUGGUACUCGUUGAUAUACGCUUCCUAUGUUUAUAUAGGUACCCUCUCAUUUACAACAACUGCUCUUGUGCCACGCAUCUUGGACAUCGUGUUUCCUUUAAACACUUCCCGUUCGAUAAUGUUAGCAUAUCCUGCGUGUUAUUUCGUUGACGAGGAGCAAUAUUUUUACUACAUUUUUUGCCAUAUGUUAAUUACCGCGGCAUUAAGUAUGACUGGACUUAUCGCGCACGACUGCAUGCUCUUUGUUUACAUCGAACAUGUUUGUGGCCUUUUUGCCGUGAUUGGAUAUCGAUUUAAACAUUUGCAUAAAAAUGAUAAUGAAAAAAAGAGUAUGAUUAAUUAUCCGAAUGACGUGUCUUACAAAAAUAUUGUGUUUGCAGUUAACGCUCAUCGAAAAGCCUUGCAAUUCGUGGUACUCCUUGAAAAUACUUUUACAGUACCGUUUACUAUACAAAUUCUAAUAGUUACAGUCGGCAUGAGCAUUACUUUAGUACAAUUCUCGAUACAGCUGCACAAUUUAGCGGAAGCAACGAGAUAUAUAGUUUUCAUUAUCUGUCAAUUGAUCCACUUAUUUUGCUUCAGCUUCCAAGGACAAAAAUUGAUAAAUCAUAGUCUCGAAACUUGUGACAAAAUAUUUUAUAGCUCAUGGUAUGAAAUACCCGUGAAUGCGCAGAGAUUACUCUUGAUGGUGUUGAGAAAAAGCAUCAUAGCUAGUACUUUGACUGCCGGCAAGAUAUAUGUAUUUUCCUUAGAAAGUUUCACGACGGUCUUGCAAACUUCGAUGUCGUAUUUUACGGUCCUAUCAUCCUUCAACGAAUAAAUUGACAGCCAAAACAGCAAUAGUAGCAUGUGUAACAUGAAAAAUAUCUCACUUUGAUCUGGUUUCCUCCGCCCUUGCGAUUAAUUUAUAUUCACAUUAAAAUUGAUGCAAAUGAUUUUAUUCUACGCAUAAAAACAUA